AGCGCAGAACUCUGUGGGCUUUGCAGCCAAAGUCUGAUCCCGGAGGCCCCCGGGAUGCCUGAUCCGGCGAAACCCCGGAAAGACCUCACGGGAUGGAAAAAGAAGAAGCAGCCAGUGCAUCGCACGGUCAGCCAGAUCUGUCCGCCGCCCCGACGGCCGCUGACGGUGGUCGACAUCCGCACGGGCAUGGAGAACGAAAGGCUGGGGGUCGUGCGUGAUUCCAUGUUUCAGAACCCGCUCAUCGUCAAGGCAGAGCUUGGCAAGCCCAGGGAAAGAAGCUGCAGCCUGCCUGGCAUCAACUUUAAUUAUGGACUCUACAUCCGAGGGCUGGAUGGAGGGGUUCCUGAAGCCAUUGGGCACUGGAAUGUGUUUAAGCAGCAGCCUACCUGCCCCCACGAGCUGACUCGGAACUAUAUUGCCAUGAACCGAGGGGCUGUCAAAGCUGGCCUGGUGACUGCCCGAGAAAACAUGCUCUAUCGUGAACUGAAUGACAUCCGAAUCAAUGACCAGGAAGACCGGCGACAGAAGGAGCCACCUUCCAUCCCUCCCAACAUGACCUUUGGGAUCCGUUCACGGCCAUCAACACCCUUCUUUGACCUGUUACAACAUCGGUACCAGCAGCUGUGGGUACAGGAACAGAAGGCCACUCAGCAAGCCAUCAAAAUGGAGAAGAAACAGAAGGUGAUCCUGGGGAAGCUGUAUGAGACAAGGAGCAGUCAGCUGAGGAAGUACAAGCCUCCGGUGAAGCUGGAUGCUCUCUGGCACAUGCCUCACUUCAAGAAGGUGACUUCCCAUCUUGCUACGUUCCCUACUGAGGCUGAUCGCCAGAGAGCCCUCAAAGCCCACAAGGAAGAGUAUGCUGUGCGCCAGGGCACCCUGCGGAUGGGCAACUACACCCACCCCUAGCCCUCCCCACAGGAGGAGCCUCUGAGAUGCACUAGAAAAAAACCCCAAGGAACUCAGUUUCUCACCCCCCCCCCGCACCCCCUGCCAACUCCAGAAAGAUAGUCCUACAUUGUGACACAGCCCUUUGCCACAGGGACCUACUUUUUUCUUUAUAAGAACCCUGACCCCCCUCACCCUUUUGUUACACAACAUCACCCUUGUCUUCCCCCAGUUUUCCUGUGCCUAGAAACCACCAUCCUCCUCAAAAUUCUCUUUCCCUCCCCCUCUUCUU
Messenger RNA from Mus caroli (Ryukyu mouse), 1177 nucleotides. It is a transcript of the gene Cfap77, whose product is annotated as cilia and flagella associated protein 77. The record is from RefSeq and is a predicted model, not a curated record. Lineage: Eukaryota; Metazoa; Chordata; Mammalia; Rodentia; Muridae.